This is a messenger RNA of Anarrhichthys ocellatus (wolf-eel), 3255 nucleotides long. It is a transcript of the gene qtrt2, whose product is annotated as queuine tRNA-ribosyltransferase accessory subunit 2. Lineage: Eukaryota; Metazoa; Chordata; Actinopteri; Perciformes; Anarhichadidae. The record is from RefSeq and is a predicted model, not a curated record. The coding region runs from base 334 to 1647 and encodes 437 amino acids. The transcript is spliced from 8 exons.
CGUAGGAUUCGUAUGAGCGCAGCUUCUUCCAUGCUUCAUGUCAGACAGUGAAGUUUGUAGGUGAGUGAAUGACAAGAUGCUCUUCAUUAAACAAGUAUUUAUUUAAAACCAGCAUAACUGCAAAUGCGUGCGUUUUCUUAACGUCAGUGAAGAGCAUUAACGUUAAACAUCUCAACUCGGCGAAAGCUUUAAUAACACGUGAAUGGCUAGCUAGCUAAGUGGCUAAGGUACGUCACGUGUGUUUUGCUAACUGGGAUCACUGUCGUUCAAACUCGUUGUGGUUUAGCUAUUGGUCGUAAGUGUAGUUCUAUCAACCUUUCUGGCGCUACUCGCAUGGCUGGCAGCAGGAUGAAGCUGGAGCUGUCCCGUGCAGUUCAGGGAAGAGGUCGGCUGGGUGUCCUGAAGGAGCUUGGCAAGACGGGGCAGCACUCUCUGGAGGUCCCUGGAUGUCUGCUGCACACACACCUGGGCACGGUGCCCCACCUCACCCAGGAAACACUGCUCACCCUGAGCAACCUCCCCUCGGUCACUCAGCUCACCCUGUCCAACAUAGCAGAGCAUCAGGAAGUAUUGGAGGAGUUCAAGGAUGGAUUCAAGAAAUUUGCAGGUCUUCAUGAUGCUGUGUUUUACUGCUCGCUUCACGACCCUGCGACUCCCUGCCCAACGGGUUACACCACCAACAAGACGGUGUCCGUGUGGGGCAGCGGUGGGCGGAUAGAACUGACGGUGGCCAAGUUCAUGGCUCUCCAGAAGACCGUGCAGCCAGACUGGUACCAGAGCAUGGCCGAUGGAGAGACCUGGGAGAACAACACCUCCCGCAAGAGGGUGCGAAAGUCAGUGGAUCGAACUCUUGCCCACCUGGAUGAGUGUCUGUUGGUUCACCAGAACUCACAGGAGUUGGAGGGAGUGGAGGUGUUCGGGGUGGUGGAGGGAGGAGACAUCCUGGAAGAGAGGGUGCGCUCAGGCAGGGAGACCGCCAAGAGGCCUGUGGCUGGAUUCUGCCUGGACGGCCUACAGACGGGCUCCAUGGACCAGGCCCUGAGGACCCAGCUCAUCACUGCUGUGACCAAGGAGCUGCCCGAGGACAAACCCAGACUGCUGCAGGGUGUAGGACGACCGGAUGAGGUGCUGGCAUGUGUGGAGGCCGGUGUGGACCUGUUCGAGAGUUUCUUCCCCUUCCAGGUGACCGAGCGAGGCUGUGCUCUUUGCUUCAGCUUCGACACCUCCCCGGACCCAGAGCUGGCGGGUAGAGCGGCCCCUGCAGUGCUGGAGCUGGAUGGAGAGAGAGACACGUCGGGGGCGACGCAACAGAAUGGAGAUUUAAAUCCUGACGAUCAAUCGCAGAUGACAUCCUUUGAGAUCAAUCUCAAAGGCGACAGAUACAAAGAUGACUUCAGGCCCCUGGUUGAGGGGUGUGGCUGCUACUGCUGUAAGAACCACCAUAGGGUGUACCUGCACCACCUGCUGGUGACCAAUGAGCUGCUGGCUGGAGUAUUGCUCAUGAUCCACAACACAGCCCACUAUCAUGCCUUCUUCGGCGCCCUCAGAGAAGCGCUGGCUAAUGAUAAAUUGGAAGUCCUGAAGAGACGGGUACUCGGGGAGAGAGGCGGGCAGACAGAAAUAAAUAAGACUGAUAAAUCAGAAUGAUAGGAGAGGGAUUGAUCCUGCUUUUCCUCUCAAGGAUCACUGGACUGCCAUGGCCAUACUCAAUCAAAGCUCUGCCGUACUACUGCAGAGACCUUGAGACCAAGUCCCUCCAUAUGUCUCUGAAGUCAUGUCUCAGAAGCACCUUUAGCAGAGGAGGAUGAAAAAACACAGCAUGUGAAGACGACCAUUUGAUGCAUGUCCUUUAAGUUUGUUUCCUUGUUUCACACCAGGAGUCUCUAACUCCUGAGCAGGUAUACGUCAACAGUAAUCAGAACUUUUUCAUUGAAAAGUUUGCCCGCUGCAGCUGAAAAUUAAACUUGUGGGCCAUAAAAGAAAGAGCAAAACGACACUAAAAUGCCCGAUAAAUUAGUCUAUGUGGAUUUGUCACCGUGAGUGACCAUCCCUUUCACAUUUCUCAUAAAAAAAACAUUUAUUAGCGCAGCUUUAAACUGGCAGACUGAGACUGAGGAACGGUUUUAUUAGUUUUUAAGUUUGCAAUACUAUAAUACAUAGCUAUUAUCUCAGUUAUGUCCAGUCUAAAUCGUUAUUGUGGGGAUUAGUUCCACAAAGUGUUUGUAUCAGUGGAUAAACUGAAAGCAAAGCUGAAAAUGAUAACUUAUUUCCAUCUAGGAGCAUUCUUGAGCUGAUGAUUAUGCUCAUUCUUUGUGUGCCGCCUCCUCUGACAGAAUGAGCGACAUUGGGCACAAUUUCCAUGUAAAAGAGCUCUGAAUGACGCAGUCAGCAGGUGGUCCUCCAUAGCUCAUUUCAACCAAUUAUACAGAUGGAGAGUGCCAUUCAGGCUUGAUCACUAUGAGUUUCUUUUGUCUUUCCACUCUCCUGAACAAGUUUGCAGUGUGAGCCGAGCCUCACGGUUAUCCCACACUUCACACGCCAGCCGGAUUGUUAUCUGCUGUUGUGGCAGCACGACCUGGAAAAAGGAUGAGAUCAGCUGUUCUCACAAGACAACAGAUUCUCAUAAAGCUAUUUGGUGUGAAGUGCAGAAGGUGUUCUCAUGGAGGAAAUGAUGGCCAGAGUAGGGUUUUAUCAGUGAAAUUGUGCUGUCAGAGCAGAGCAUCCAGAGUCUCAACAGGAGGGAGAAAGUGCCAGCAUUUGUCACUUUGAGGGGCAAGUGUUGCGUUGUGAUGCAUUGGUACCUUAAGUUAUUCAUUUGACAAGAUGCCAUAGCUGUAAAUGCAUUACUCAACAGGUCUACUGGGCACAGACGGGCCCUGGGGUCACGUGACCCACUGGAGAACUUCUGUUUGAACAUUUCGGUACCACAAAGAGACACAAAACGACUGAAAAGAGACACGAAAUAACCACAAGGAAAUUGAUAAUUAACACAAAGAGACAGAUGAGACACAGAACUACAAAGAGAUGGAAAACUGAAAAAAAACAUUUAAAAUUACUGUUUACAAAACAGACAAAUGCAAAAUAAAAACUACAAAGAGACAAAAAAAAAAUUAUAAAUAGAUGCAAUAUGACCUCAAACAGCCACAAAGGGGGACAUUGUGUCUCUUUCAGUCUGGGUGUUUUGCUCCUGUGCAGGACAUGUGUAGUAUGGAGUCAUAGGAGUGCCUUUGUAAAGAAUAAAUCUGUUUAAAUAGA